This is a messenger RNA of Vicugna pacos (alpaca), 5337 nucleotides long. RefSeq names its product SET and MYND domain containing 1 (gene SMYD1). Gene Ontology annotation, cellular component: nucleus. NCBI's taxonomy places the organism in Eukaryota, Metazoa, Chordata, Mammalia, Artiodactyla, Camelidae. The record is from RefSeq and is a predicted model, not a curated record. Gene Ontology annotation, molecular function: histone H3K4 methyltransferase activity; protein binding.
GCUGAAGGUGUUGAAAUAGCAGCGAGGACAAGGGACUCGGCUCAGUGUUAAAUAUCUGCCCAGCGGCCUGAAGACUCUGAGAUGACUAUAGGGAGAAUGGAGAACGUGGAGGUCUUCACUUCCGAGGACAAAGGCAGGGGUCUGAAGGCCACUAAGGAGUUCUGGGCUUCGGAUGUCAUCUUUGCAGAGCGGGCUUACUCCGCGGUGGUUUUUGACAGCCUCGUGAACUUUGUGUGUCACACCUGCUUCAAGAGGCAGGAGAAGCUGCAUCGCUGCGGGCAGUGCAAGUUUGCGCAUUACUGUGACCGCACCUGCCAGAAGGAUGCUUGGCUGAACCACAAGAAUGAGUGUUCGGCCAUCAAGAGAUACGGGAAGGUGCCCAAUGAGAACAUCAGGCUGGCGGCCCGCAUCAUGUGGCGGGUGGAGAGAGAGGGCACCGGGCUCACAGAGGGCUGCCUGGUGUCCGUGGACGACCUGCAGAACCACGUGGAGCACUUCGGGGAGGAGGAGCAGAAGGAGCUGCGGGUGGACGUGGACACUUUCCUGCAGUACUGGCCGCCGCAGAGCCAGCAGUUCAGCAUGCAGUACAUCUCCCACAUCUUCGGCGUGAUUAACUGCAACGGCUUCACGCUCAGUGAUCAGAGAGGCCUGCAGGCAGUGGGCGUGGGCAUCUUCCCCAACCUGGGCCUGGUGAACCACGACUGCUGGCCCAACUGUACCGUCAUAUUCAACAACGGCAAUCAUGAGGCAGUGAAAUCCAUGUUUCACACCCAGAUGAGAAUUGAACUCCGGGCCCUGGGCAAGAUCUCGGAAGGAGAGGAGCUGACCGUGUCCUAUAUCGACUUCCUCAAUGUCAGUGAGGAGCGCAGGAGGCAGCUGAAAAGGCAGUACUACUUCGACUGCACAUGUGAGCACUGCCAGAAGGGGCUGAAGGACAACCUCCUCCUGGGGGUGAAAGAUGACCCCAAGCCCUCUCAGGAUGUGGUGAAGGAGAUGAUACAAUACUCCAAGGAUACGCUGGAGAAAAUUGACAAGGCUCGCUCUGAGGGUUUGUACCACGAGGUUGUGAAAUUAUGCCGGGAGUGUCUGCAGAAGCAGGAGCCAGUAUUUACCGACACCAACAUCUACACGCUGCGGAUGCUGAGCAUUGUUUCCGAGGUCCUGUCCUACCUGCAGGCCUAUGGGGAGGCGUCACACUACGCCAGGAGGAUGGUGGAUGGCUAUAUGAAGCUCUACCACCCCAACAAUGCCCAGCUGGGCAUGGCCGUGAUGCGGGCGGGGCUGACUAACUGGCACGCUGGCAACAUUGAGGUGGGGCACAGUAUGAUCUGCAAAGCCUAUGCCAUUCUCCUCGUGACACACGGACCCUCCCACCCCAUCACCAAGGACCUAGAGGCUAUGCGGAUGCAGACGGAGAUGGAGCUGCGCAUGUUCCGCCAGAAUGAGUUCAUGUACCACAAGAUGCGCGAGGCCGCCCUCAGCAACCAGCCCAUGCAGGUCAUGGCGGAGCCCAGCAAUGAGCCGGCGCCGGCCCUGUUCCAUAAGAAGCAAUGAGGACCUGCCUGGUGGGGGUUGGGGGUAGGGGAUGGGGGACGCGUCGUGGUUGGGGAACAGGGGAGACAUUCUGGAGGCAGUGGGUUUCUGGGGGAGCUCUUUGACGAGGAAGUCAAGGUAAUGCUCAACUUUGUUGCUGCGAGAAUGUACUGCUCUGUGUCCCCCAUGGUCGUUUUGGUUCAUUUCAACUCAGUUCCAUUCAGUUCAACUCCAGCCCAGCCCAGCCCAGCCCAGCUCAUCCUACAAAUAUUUAUUGGGUGCUAGGCCCUAGAGAUAAAGAACCCUAAAUAUAAACAAACAAUUAAAGCACAGUGUAAUAAUGGAUGUAAUGGUAUAAACCAUAUGGAGGGAGGGUGGGCAUGUGUCUGGCGUGUGUGUAUGUGCUUGUGUGUGGUGGCAGGGGUGUCAUGGAGGAGAUGACAUCUGAGCUGAGGGUGGAAGGUGCCUGGAGUCUCAGAUGGCUGCUCACCCAUCUGUGCAGGUGUCUCUGGAGUAUUCAGGACUUGGCUGACCGGGGUGGGUGAUGUCCAGUCUCCCCAGUGAGUGUGGAGUUAUGAAGAAGGGGCUGGGUUUGAGCCAUUUAGGUCCUACUCAGAGAACUGAAACCUUUUCAGAAGGGAACCUGUGCAGAAAGAGGAGGGGGCUUUGCCCAAACCAUUUGAGGCCUCUGUUUGAAGUCUGGGUUCCAAGCAUUAUUCGGAAAUUACUUCCAGAACACAGAGAGGGGUGUGUCCUUUCCCCACCCUCGCCACCAAGCCUUGUGAUCCUUGUGAUGUGGGGGCUCCUUGGACAGUAUCUGUGAUUUUUCUGGCCAUUGGCCUCCUAGGAUUGAAGACGUCUCUUCAGAUUGAAGUAGAGGGAGAAACAUGGAAAGAGAUGCCUAAUGGUCAUGGGUCCAGAAGACUUGGCCUUUGGGUGUUUGCUUUGGUUUUUACCAGCUUACACUUCAUCACCAGCCCCCAGGAAAUCUCUAUUUUUAGUGAUGAAUAAUUAUGACCUUCCUUGCUUAAUUUCUUUCACUGCCCACGCCCCCAGGCCUCUGCUUUUCUUGCCAGAAGGAAUAUCUUAUCUGGACUCCACACAUCUAGGUUAGGAUCUCUUUGAGGGGUGCGACCAAGUUACCCUCAUCUCCUGGGAGGCUGCUCUUGGUUUCCACCCAAGAGUGAGGGUCUUGGAAAUCAACCAAUCUAGUUGUCCUGUUAUCUUCUGGGAUCCCAAAUGUCUCACCAAUGUUUUGGGGGAUCCUGGGCUGAAACCCUCCAUUUGAGAAUGUCACCAUGCCUUCUACACCAUCUGGGGCCACCCUUGACUCCACAGUCUUGACCCUUGACCCUGAAAUCUUGAAGUCAAGUGAUCCCACUGGGCCCCGUAUUUGUCAUCGGUGCCUAAGGUGUUCGGUCCUCCAUCCCCACCCUUUCAUUCUCAGAAUGACCCACUGCCUCCCUCAUAACCUGACCAACAGCUCUGUCAAUGUGCCAAAAGCUUUGUCCAAAAGCUCAGCAAAGGUUCUGCUUCUCUGCAGAAUCCUCGUACAGAAUACUCCUGGCAUUUGGCUCUUUUUUGAGGACACCUGCUUCUCUAGAACUUGCACAGGGAGAGUGACAGUUCUUCCAAACCCAUGUAUGACGCAUCUACAGAGGGCACCAGCCUUCUCCCAGGAACCCAGCUGUGCCAGUUCAAAUGAUCACUCUUGCACCCCCAUAUAAAACCUUCCCCCAAACCUCUUCCCUUCUUUGCCACUGCUAAUCUGCUGGUCAUUCCCCCAUACCAUGGUCUUGUUUUCCAUCCCCUCUUUCUCAAACUUGGUGUCUUCAAAGUCCACUUUCACAAAUCAUUGAAACCUCUUGCUUCACAGAUUCUUCAUUUACUCAGCUCCAGAUGUCUUUCCAUUUUCUCCAUUCACUCUCUCUUGGCCAUGCCCUGGACACUGCCAUCACCCAUAGUUUCUCCGUUUUUAAUGUCUAACUUUCUGGUCAUUGCCUUCUGCCUGCUCACCCCUCUGUCUCUUUCCUCCGCCCCAAACUGCUAUAUGACAUCAUGUGUGUCACCCUCCUCCCGUCUCCACUUCCUUCCAGAUAACCAGUGCAUCAGCCUGUCUUCCUUUUUUUGCCUCUCCGCACUUUCUGCCCAGCAGAGCCCCUGCCUGCAUUAAUUAAGUUGUCUUGUUUUUCCUUUGCUGCACCCGGAGGUGCUGAGCACAGCCAGGAAAACAGCCCCUCUCUGAGUAGCAGGCGCCUCCACGGACUUCUCCUCCCCAGCCUCGGCUGACCUUGUGGUGCAGCCCAGAUGUGCACGCGUUAUGUGCCCCUCAGUGGCUCUCCCUUUGCCCCAUAGUUAUUUCAAGCUUUCACUCCUGUCCUGGAGUCCCCUGCUUUGAGCAGAGCUGCAUCUCCUGCUUCAUGGAGGAAACAGAUACAGGAGAUGGGAUUCCCUCAAUUUCCUCUUCCCACAUUUACACACAUCGCGUCUGUCUGUGCACGUCCUUCCUCCCCUCCUUCUCACACCAGUGGGACAGGAGCCCUUUCCUUCUCCAAAGCGAGACUCUCCACCUGGACUUCGGACUUCCUCGGUCUUCAGAGCUUCGUUGCACCGAUAUUUCUUCUCACCCUGGGUUCAUCACACUUCUCUGUCCUCUGGCUUCUUCAGAGCAAUUAAUAGACAUGCUGGGGACUCUGAUCACAAUCUUCACAGCUGAGUUUUUUUUUAAGGCUUUGUCUCUCAUAGUUAUCAUCUGCCUUUCUUCGCUUUCCGUUUCUUCUUGGACCCCCUGCAGGCUGGCUUCCCUAAUCCGCGAAUGUGGCUCUUCCCAAGGUCAACUCCCAUGCGUGCUUCUCAGCCCUCGUGUUAUUUGGCUUCUCUGCCUCAGUCAGAACUGCAGCCUUUGAUUCUGGGCACCACCUCUUAGCAAUGGUCCUCUGAUGACGCUUCUCUCCCUACCCCGAUGGGCUGGCAUUUCCUGGAGCUGAUUUUGUUCAUCCUGGUCACUCUCAAUCCAACUUCAUCUUAUUCUGCACACCCUCCCCCAUGAGCUCAACCAGACCCUUUGUUUAAUCCCUACCUUGAGGCUGAUGUCCUUAAAACUGUAGGAGCUCCAGCCCCAUGCACCCUCUCAAGUGUUCUUCAGGCACAUCGAGCUCAGCAUGUCCAGCAGAAGCUCUUUCCCUUUCCUUUCUCUCCAUCCCUACACUGCUCCUCCUCAGGACCCUUCUCCCCACCAAGGAGAACGCCUGACUUCUGCUCUGGUCACUUCCGGAGUGUCUCCUGCAUCUUAGACUUUAGUCAGACCCACUCACUCACAGGUCCCUGAGUGACCCAUGUUCCCCUGUGCGCUCCUUGAGGUCUGAAACAUUCUGUCUAAAAACCUGACACCCGCCAACUCCUACUCAUCCUUCAGCAUCCACUUUGGAAAUCACCCCUUCUGUGAAGCCUCCCUGCAAGCCUUGGAUUCAGCUGGCUGCCUGUCUGAGUCUGUCAUACUACCCGUGAGUCUCCCAUCAUAACACUCUCCUCACAGCAUUAUAAUUGCCUUUUUACUUGUCUGCCUUGCCUAUCAGAUUGUGAGCCUCUGGAGGGCAGGAGUUUGACCUUUUAUUUAUCUUUCUAUUCCCAGAACCUAGCACCUGGAACGUAGUAGUUGCUCAGUUUAUGUGUAUUGAAUAAAUGAAUGAAUAAGUGAAUGAAUUUGCUUAGAUCAAAGCAGGCGAGACAUGAAAUUGUGUAUCUUCGGGUUCUGAUGUUACAGCAGUCCACAAAGGCCGUUAAAUUUUCCGUGUUUCCAAGCCA